Molecule: messenger RNA, 1934 nt
Organism: Salvelinus sp. IW2-2015
Lineage: Eukaryota; Metazoa; Chordata; Actinopteri; Salmoniformes; Salmonidae
Product: immunoglobulin superfamily member 21-like
Biological process (GO): heterophilic cell-cell adhesion; homophilic cell-cell adhesion
Cellular component (GO): adherens junction
Source: RefSeq, a predicted model, not a curated record
GUCUGGAGGGCAGGAUGAUAGAGCGCGCAGGAAAGAGAGAGAGCGAGAGUGAGAGAGGGAGAUACGCAUUGACUGAGAAACAUAGAUUUUCAUCCAACCUAUCUGUUUUUUCUAAUCCUCGACUGCACUGCUUAACGUUGAUUGUCUAGCAGGACAAUAUUUUGUUUUAACCGAUUACGCCGUUUCUUUUGACGAAUAUUGGUCCUCAUUGCUGUAAUUUAAGUGUAUUUGUGGCGAACUUCUCAUAUUUCCCAUUUAUACUUAAACUGCAUCAUGAACAGUUUGUGGGCACCUCUCGAUCUCAUACCUUUGGAAUGGUGGGGAUUACACAGCCGACAAACCGGGAGCAUGUAAACGCGGAUGGAGUUCGGGAUUUAUUGCAAAAUAAGGGAAAGAUGACUGUCUUCUCUUUGUGUCUCCUAUUGUGCGCAGAUCUACUGGAUUUAGCUGUUGGAUAUUUGACAGUAACCAUUGAGCCCCUUCCUCCUGUUGUUGUGGGAGAGACUGUCACCCUGAAGUGCAACUUCAAGACUGAUGGAAGACUUCGAGAGAUUGUGUGGUAUAGGGUCACAGACGGGGGCACCAUUAAGCAGAAAAUCUUCACCUACGAUGCUAUGUUUAAUACCAAUUACUCUCAUAUGGAGGACUACCGCAAACGGGAAGACCUUGUCUACCAAUCUACAGUCCGGCUCCCGGAGGUACGGAUCUCGGACAAUGGACCGUAUGAAUGCCACGUGGGCAUCUACGACCGAGCGACGAGAGAAAAGGUGGUCUUGGCAUCGGGAAACGUCUUUCUCACCGUUAUGUCACCUCCUAACAACAUCUCAGUUUCGGCAGAGAACUGUCCAGCUCCAUUCAGCCGGUACCAGGCCCAGAACUUCACUCUGCUGUGCACUGCAAAGGGAGGCAAACCUGCACCUUCGGUGUACUUUAAGCGGGAUGGAGAGUUGAUAGAGGUGAUAUCCUACAUCCACCCCUCAGCCGAGGACGGCGGUGGCUCAGCAGGGGUGCGGGGUGCCAGGCCACUCAUCAGCAGAGACAUGGACGACACCAAGCUGCAGAGGUCCCUCUCCCUGUUGGACCCCGAGGGCCGGCCAGCCCGCAUGUUCACCGAGAGCCCUGAGCGUCGUUGGACCCCGGGCCAGCACACCCAGGGUCGGCAGCAGAAGGAGCAGCCCAGCCCUGCCACGGAGAUCAUUCCAGAGACAGUUGUGAGCCGGGAGUUCCCUCGCUGGGUCCAGAGCACUGACCCACUCUACUACUUCAGCCACACCCACAUCUCCCAGAGUGAUGGCUCUGUGCUGGUGCAGGCCAGACUCACCUGGACCCUUAACCCCCAGCUGGACAAUGACGCCAUGUUCAGCUGUGAGGUCAAGCACCCAGCACUGUCCAUGCCCAUGCAGACAGAGGUCACACUGGCGGCUCCUAAGGGCCCCAAGCUUUUCAUGACCCCCACCAGGGCAAAGGUAGGGGAUACGGUGCGCAUCACCGUGCAAGGAUUCCAGGUAGGCGCUGGGGUUCCUGGGAAUGAGGUGUUCCCUGAGCCCCUCUUCACCUGGACCCGGGUCGGGGGCCGUCUGCUUGACGGGAGUGCCGAGCGGGAUGGGAAGGAGCUGAUUCUGGAGCGAGUGCCAGCCGAACUCAACGGCUCCAUGUACCGCUGCACGGCCCAGAAUCCUCUGGGCUCCACGGACACGCACACUCGCCUCAUCGUCUUUGAAAAUCCUGCCAUGAUGAAAAACACUCAGAAUCCGAACAAUGGAGCCCCUCGCAUGGAUGUAGUCGGACUAAUAUGGAUGGUGCUGUCCCUGGCCCUCACAGUGACUGUGGAACUGACGUGAACCCUCCCAGCCAACACACACUCUGUACACACACACACAACACACAGUAGACCCACAGAGACACACACACACAAACAAUCCCAAGCCUUUCCA